AUGGCUGACAAGCAGUCUCUCCCUCCUUUAGGAGACGAAGAGAGCGGCGUUAUGGGGCUAACGGAGGUGGAACCAUCGCCCGUUGAGGAGACGCCCGUGGAAUUCAAGGACUACUUUCCGGCGCCGCAACAAUCUUCAAGAACGUCGACGCUCGGCCUAGGGAAACAUGGCCCCGCUUACUAUCUUAUGCGAGUGCAGAAGUACUCCUCAUACGCCUUCACCGUCUUCGCCUCCUUCCACGUCGCAAACACCUCGAUAAUACCGCUGCUUACGAAAUCCGUGCACGAGAGCAAUCGCUACCUCCUUCUCACCCGGCCAUACUACCAGUCCUCUCUCACCGAACCCUUACUCGUCGGAAUACCGCUUAUUGCGCAUGUGGCCUCCGGCAUCGCAUUGCGACUCUACCGAAGACGACAGGCCCUUAAACGAUACGGCGCGGAGACACAUCGGGAUAGAAGAACGAUACCUUGGCCGGCCCUGAGCGGGACAAGCGCACUGGGAUAUGCUCUUGUUCCGCUGGCGGGAUUCCACCUAUGGACCACGAGGAUAUUACCUUUGUACAUGCACGGGGAUAACUCGCUGAUAAGUCUCAACUACAUCAGCCAUGGCUUCACCCUGCACCCAUUUGUAUCAUUUGCAGGAUUCACAGCGUUGGUGGGAGUUGGGGCAUGGCACAUCGUCUGGGGCUGGGCCAGGUGGUUAGAACUCACGCCUACGCACGCGCGGGACACGGAUUCCAAGAGACAUCUUGUCAAGAAGAGGAGGUGGUACGGAAUCAACGCGGUAUCAGCAGCACUUGCGGGUCUGUGGUUAGCAGGCGGAUUGGGUAUAGUAGGAAGAGCUGGCAAGAUGGGAGGUUGGGUCGGCAGAGAAUUCGACGAGCUGUACAAUACCAUGCCAUUGAUUGGUAGGUGGAACUAA
Messenger RNA from Trematosphaeria pertusa, 921 nucleotides. RefSeq lists its product as uncharacterized. Gene Ontology annotation, cellular component: mitochondrial outer membrane. The transcript is spliced from 2 exons. The coding region runs from base 1 to 921 and encodes 306 amino acids. Lineage: Eukaryota; Fungi; Ascomycota; Dothideomycetes; Pleosporales; Trematosphaeriaceae. The record is from RefSeq and is a predicted model, not a curated record. Gene Ontology annotation, biological process: lipid homeostasis; mitochondrion organization.